Messenger RNA from Lampris incognitus (smalleye Pacific opah), 10539 nucleotides. RefSeq names its product nesprin-1-like. The transcript has 55 exons. Gene Ontology annotation, molecular function: protein binding. Lineage: Eukaryota; Metazoa; Chordata; Actinopteri; Lampriformes; Lampridae. Gene Ontology annotation, cellular component: membrane. The record is from RefSeq and is a predicted model, not a curated record.
AUGUUUUGACAGGAGCUGGCCCAGAAGAUCCGUGGCUACCAGGAGCAAAUCGCCUCACUCCAUUCAAAGUGUAAGAUGCUGACGGUGAAAGCCAAGCACGCCACCAUGCUGCUGACAGUCAGCGAGGUGGAGGGCCUGUCCGACGGCAUGGACGAGCUGAGUGACGAGGAGCUGCCCAGCGCUACGGCAAACGGCACCGCCGCCACCACCAAGCAGCUGCCCACACACCCCUCCGUCGUCAUGAUGACAGCAGGCCGCUGCCACACACUCCUCUCCCCCGUGACGGAGGAGUCAGGGGAGGAGGGCACCAACAGUGAGGUCUCCUCUCCCCCUGCCUGCCGCUCUCCCUCACCCGGGGCUAACGCUGAUGCUCCUCUCAACCAGGGCCGAGUCCCCCUGAGUCGAGCACCUCUCCAGGAGCUGUAUGACCCAUCUAUGGAGAACAGCGCUGCUAACCUGGAUGACCUGCAGAGAUCCUGGGAAACGCUUAAGAACGUGAUCAGUGAGAAGCAGAAGAGUCUUUACGAGGCUCUGGAGCGCCAGCAGCACUACCAGGAGUCCCUCCAGUCCAUAUCUACCAAGAUGGAGUCCAUUGAGGGAGCCCUCAAUGAAGGCCUGGAGCCCAACAAGACCCCCGAGAGCCAGAUGGCCGCACACCAGGCUCUUAUGGAUGAGAUCCUGAUGCUGCAGGAUGAGAUCGGUAAGCUUCAGACGUGUUUCUCAGAGGAGCUCUUGGGCAACGGCCUGGCAGACAGUGACAGCGAUGGCGACUCCGGGGACCAGAUGGCCCUCCAGUCUACUCUCACCGUUCUUGGAGAGAGGAUGGCCACCAUCCGCAUGAAGGCAUCAGGGAAGCGGCAGCUACUGGAGGAGAAACUGAGCGAGCAGCUGGAGGAACAGCGACAGGAGCAGGCACUGCAGCGUUACCACAGUGAGGCUGAAGAGCUGGACCACUGGCUGCUUAGCACUCGUGCCACGCUAAGCUUGGCCCUCCAGCCCCAAACUGAAGACAUGGACAUGGAGGAGCAGCUUAUCGACUGCCAGAACAUGUUACUGGAGAUCGAGCAGAAGGUGGCAUCCCUGUCAGAGUUGUCCGUUCACAGCGAGAGUUUGCUGUUGGAGGGCCGGGCCGAGACCAAGGGAGAGGCCGAACAGCUCACCUUGAAGCUCCACUUCCUCAAAGACAGCCUGCUGGAGCUGCAGAGGAUGCUGCAGGACAAACAGGUUGACAUACAGAAUAACAUAAUACACUGGUGCCAUACUUAACGGCGAGUGUCAUCCUCUGAUCCCUGGGCUUUGUCUUGAUCUCAGGGUUCAUUACAGGAGCAGGAGGACAGUGAGCCGGACUCUUCCCUCUCCCAGAGUCCCAAUGUGCAGGAGUGGUUGUCGCAGGCCCGCUCCACACGCACACAGCAGCAGCACGACAACCUGCUUCGACAGCGGGAGCUGGAGGAGUCAGUAGCAGAGCAGAAAAAGCUGCUGCAGUCUGUAGCCAGUGUGGGAGAGGAGUUACUCAGCCAGCAGACCACUCCCAACGGAGACAGUGAGAUAUCAGUCCCAGGGGGAGUGCUGUUGGAGGCAGAGAGCAUGUCCAUUCUGGGCCCACUGAGACAGAAGUGGGAGAACUUAAACAAAGACCAGAGCACCAAGCUGCAGCUCUCCCUCAACUCCAUGGAACAGGACCAGCUCAGCCCGGUGCUCCACAGGUCUCGACUGUCCAGUCCAGGUGUGGUGUUCAGGGGCGAGUCAGCAAGUCAGGUCUCCUGCUCCCCGAGAGCUUUGUUUGCGGCCUGCAGCCAGACACUGGCGAGAAUAGCCCAAGAGGUUGAGAGCAAAUCGGGAGUUGUGAUGGGAGAGGAGACAGUGCAGCAGGACCUUUAUGCCGCCGUGUCAGCAGCCUCCACCUGGCUGGAUGGAGCUGAGAACCAGCUGCUGUCUGGUCCUGUGCUGCUCUCUGAAGACACGGAAACACAACUCUAUCACCUCGAGGGCCUGAGUAAAGAGCUGAAGGAGCUGACAGGGGAGGUGAGCCAGUGUAGAGACCUGUUGGGUGGAGGACCAGGCCGGCUGUACAGAGGAGAGGAGCGAGCCCUGAUGGAAGACACGCUGGAUGGCUUGCAGGAGAGACUUGGCCUGCUGGACUCCACCUUAGAGCAGCACUCUGACACCAUGAGAGACAGGCUGCAAGAGCACUCGACCUUCCAGAAUGAGCUGAGGAUGCUAUUCACAGCCCUGAGUGAAAGCAAACACCAGCUGCUGCAGAGGAUGGAUGGAACAGCAGACAGACCUGCAUCCAAACAAAUAGAGACCUUAUCGGAGGUGGAGGAAAGCCUUAGGGAGUUUGAGCAAAGAGUCACUGAGCUGAAGAUCAAAGCAGAGGGACUGCAUAUUGACAAGGUCUCCAACCAAGAACUGCUCAAACUACAGGAUGCAUACGAGGAGCUGGUGCUGAUGGUGGGCUCCAGGCGUAGCAGUCUGAACCAUGGCCUGUCUUUGAAGGCCCAGUAUGAGGCGGCCCUCCAUGACCUUAGCCAGCUGGUGGACACCGCUCAGGACAAGAUGGCUGCCGACCAGAAGAUGACCGUGGUCUCCGUCAUCGAGGUCCAGAUGUUGCUUGAGAAACACAAAGAGUUCUUCCAGGGUCUGGAGUGUCAUAUGAUCCUGACCCAGACAUUUUACAUGAAGGUGUCUGGUCUGGUGGUUCAGAGAGAAAGCCAGGCCCUUGAGGAGACUAUGACCUUGGCCCACAAUGUCCUCAAACAGGCCCACAGGAGAGGAGUGGAGCUGGAGGGCAUACUGGAGUCAUGGAGCAGGCUGGCGGAGGACUACCAGGCUCUGUGUAGACAGCUGGAGGCUGUGGAGUGUAGUAUCCCUACCGUGGGUCUGGUGGAGGAGACGGAGGAGAGACUCAAUGAAAGGAUCGGUCUCUACCAGCGUCUGAAGGCCAGCCUGACGCAGCACCAGCCCCAGCUCUACCAGGUGCUGGAGGAGGGGAAGAGGCUGCUGCUGUCGAUGUGUUGUUCAGACCUGGAGAACCAGCUCACCCAACUGGGGGAUCACUGGCUCUCCUCCACCACCAAAGUCAACAAGGAGUUACACCGCCUCGACUCCACCCUCAAACACUGGAGCAGGUACCAGUGUGAGUCGGCCGAGCUGAGCCAGUGGUUGCGUUCAGCUUUAGACCGCCUGGAGUUCUGGACUACACAAUCAGUCACAGUGCCUCAGGAGCUGGAGACUGUCAGAGACCACCUCUGUGCCUUUCUGGAAUUUUCCAAGGAGGUGGAUGCUAAAUCAUCUCUGCGUUCCUCGGUGCUUAGUACAGGCAAUCAGCUCCUGCGGCUGAAAAGAGUAGAUACUGCUGGUCUGAGGUCAGCCCUGGCCCAAGUGGAUACUCAAUGGGCUGAGCUGCUCACUCGCAUCCCCGUGGUGCAGGAGAAACUACACCAGUUGCAAAUGGAGAAGCUGGCGUCACGGCAUGCCAUCACGGAGCUAAUGAGUUGGAUCUCGCUCAUGGAGAACAUCAUAGAGGAAGACCAGGACAAGAUCAAUGGAGCUGUGGGCUCGGAGGUGGUCCAAGACUUCUUACAGAAGUAUAAGGGUUUCCGUAUUGACCUGACCUGUAAGCAGCUGACUGUGGAUUUUGUCAACCAGUCUGUGCUGCAGAUCAGCAGUCAGGAUGUGGAGGGGAAGCGCAGUGACAAGACAGACUUUGCUGAAAAGCUGGGAGCUAUGAACAGACGGUGGCAGAUACUGCAGGGACUCAUCACUGAAAAGAUUCAGCUUUUGAAAGGACUACUAGAAGGUUGGUUGGAGCAUGAGAAUGGAGUCCAGGCCCUGAAAACCUGGUUCACCUUGCAGGAAGAGAAACUGAAGAGGAGACACAGGAUAGAGGAUGUAGCAUCGGUGCAGAAUGCACUCAAAGACUGUCAGGAGUUAGAGGAAUUAGUGAAGGAGAAAGAGAAGGAUCUAGAGAAGGCUGAGGAAAGAGGAAAUGCACUCAUCCAGAACAAGAAAGGAGAGGCCUGCUCUGUUGUCAAGCAGACCCUCAGAUCACUAAACCAGUCCUGGGCCAACCUAGACCACAUGAUAAGUCAGAUGAAGUUGAGCCUGCGCUCGGUAUUGGAGCAGUGGACGUUGUACCGGCGAGCUGCCGAGGAGAUUAAUGGUUAUCUUUUGGAGGGGAGGUACUCUGUGUCCAGACUAUGCCUCCUCAACGGGUCCCUGGAGGCGGUGCAGCAGCAGGUUGAGAGUCUGGAGAACCUCCAGGACGAGAUGGAUAAACAGGAGAGCAGUCUGAGGAAGUUCGGCUCGGUAACUCACCAGCUGUUGACCGAGUGCCACCCGUCUGUGGCUGACACACUCAACAGCGCCCUCCGUGAUGUAAACAUAAGAUGGAACAGUUUACUGGAGCAGAUCUCAGAGCAGCUGAGGAGCAGCAAAGCUCUGUUGGUGUUGUGGCAGCGCUACAGAGCACUGUAUGGACAGAGUACAGCAGCAGUCCAGAGGCAGGAGGAGCGGGCCGACCGCCUACUCAAGAGCGCCACCGACAGGGACAUCACAGAAGAGGAGAGCUGUGCUUGGAUUAAGGACUGCAAUGAGUGUCUUGGUGAGCAGGCCUCAGUGCAGCACUCCCUCCAGCAGCUGCAGGCACUUGGAGAACAGCUGAAGAGUCACGUGGACGCCUCCUCCAUGGCAGCCAUCCAGUCAGAUCACCUGUCACUCACCCACCGCCUUGCAGGGCUGGAGCACGCCCUGCACAGACAGCAAGAAGUACUGCAGUCGGGAGCUCAGGACUGUGAGGGUUUCACAGAGCAGCUUGACACACUGAGCCGUCAGGCUGAAGAGGUUGAAGCGGUGCUGAAGGAAUCUGACCCAGUUGGCUCGCCAGAACUCAACAUCGUCCAGGAGCGCAUGGAAAAACUCAAGGUUCACCUUUUGAGACUGAGCAGUCUGUCUCCAGACCUGGAGCGAGUCAAUGAGCUGGCCUACAGACUGCCUCUGAGUGACCGAGACAUUAAACGCCUGCAGAGUCUCAACCGAGCUUGGGGCACUCACUCUGCUCACCUCACGGAGAGAUUCAGUAAGCUGCAGGCGGUUCUGCUCCAGCAACAGAGUUUCCUUCAGAAGUGUGAAGCCUGGAUGGACUUCCUGUCUCAAACAGAGCAGAAGCUAGCUGCUGACAUCUCUGGCAACUACCAAAGCCUCCUGGAGCAGCAGAGAGACCAUGAGUUAUUUCAGGCAGAGAUGUUCAGCAGACAGCAGGUUCUCUACUCCAUCAUCAAUGAUGGCCAUCGCAUGCUGGACCAGGGACAGGUUGACGACAGAGAUGACUUUAGUCUGAAGCUGGCCUUGCUGAGUAAUCAGUGGCAAGGGGUGGUGAGGCGGGCACAGCAACGGAGGGGGAUAAUUGACAGUUUGGUCCGCCAGUGGCAGAGGUACAGGGAGAUGGCAGACAAGCUGCGACAAUGGCUCCAGGAAGUGACCCGUGACCCAGACGUGCAUCAGUCAGGAGAGCCAGUGGCCCUACAGCAGGCCAGAACCAUGUUGGAUCAGAUUCAGCUGAGGGAGCGAGUGCUCCAGAGGCAGCAGGGAGGUUACAUCCUGGCUGUGGAGGCCGGCAGGAGCCUGCUGCUGUCGGCUGACGCCAGGGCAGAGUCGGCCCUGCAGACAGAGCUCAUGGACCUGCAGGAGAGGUGGAGGCAUGCCCACCACCGCCUGGACCAGCAGAAGAGGGAGCUUCACAGCUUGCUCAAGGACUGGGAGCGCUGUGAGAAGGGCAUCGAUGCAUCACUGGAGAAGCUGAGGGCCUUUAAGAGGAAGCUGUCAGUCUCACUGCCUGAACACCAUGAGGAAUUGCACUCGGAGCAAAUCCACUGCAAGGAGCUUGAGAGCAGCGUGGAGGGCUGGACAGAUGACCUCACUUCCUUGUUCCUGUUGAGCGACUCGCUGGGGGCCGUGGUUAGUGCAGAUGACCUCACGAUCCUACAGGAACGCCUCCAGCUGCUGCAGCGCCAGUGGGAGGAGGUCUGCCACCAGCUGUCCCUGCGCAGGCAGCAGGUGAGUGAGAAGCUGAAUGAGUGGGCAGUGUUCAACGAGAAGAACAAGGAGCUGUGCGAGUGGCUCACCCAGAUGGAGAGCAAGGUCUCCCAGAAUGGAGACAUCAGCAUCGAGGAGAUGAUCGACAAGCUGCGCAAGGACUACCAAGAGGAGAUCAGUGUAGCCCAGGAAAACAAGCAGCAGCUCCAGGUGAUGGGUGAACGCCUGGCCAGGGCCAGCCAAGACGGCAAGGCUGCCGAGAUCCAACACAAACUCAGCAAGGUCAGCGAGCGCUGGCAACAUCUGCUGGACCUCAUUGCGGCCAGGGUGAAGAAGUUGAAGGAGACCCUGGUGGCUGUGCAGCAGUUAGAUAAAAACAUGAGCAGCCUUCGUUCCUGGCUGGCUCACAUAGAGACAGAGCUGUCCAGGCCUAUUGUCUACGACGACUGCGAUGACCAGGAGAUCCAAAGGAAACUCAACCUGCAGCAGGACUUGCAGAGAGACAUAGAGAAGCACAGUACAGGAGUGGCAUCUGUACUGAACCUAUGUGAGGUGCUCCUCCACGACUGUGACGCCUGCUCCACUGAGACGGAGUGUGACUCCAUCCAGCAGGCCACACGGGGUCUGGACCGACGCUGGCGAAACAUCUGUGCCAUGUCCAUGGAGAGGAGGCUUAAGAUUGAGGAGACAUGGCGGCUGUGGCAGAAGUUUCUAGAUGAUUACUCCAGGUUCGAGGAGUGGCUGAAGACCUCAGAGAGGACGGCAGCUCUACCCAACUCCUCCGGAGUGCUUUACACCAUGGCCAAGGAAGAGCUCAAGAAGUUUGAGGCAUUCCAGCGUCAGGUGCAAGAAUGCUUGACGCAGCUGGAGCUCAUCAACAAGCAGUACCGCCGCCUGGCCCGAGAGAACCGCACCGACUCCUCCUGCCGCCUUCGAGAGAUGGUGCACGACGGGAACAGGCGUUGGGACAACCUACAGAAGAGAGUGGCCUCCAUCCUCCGCAGGCUCAAGCACUUUAUCAGCCAGCGAGAGGAGUUUGAGACGACCCGAGACAGCAUCCUGGUGUGGCUGACUGAGAUGGACCUGCAGCUCACCAACAUCGAGCACUUCUCUGAGUGUGACGUCCAGGCCAAAAUCAAACAGCUCGUGGCAUUCCAGCAGGAGAUCUUUCUGAACACGGGGAAGAUGGAGCUGGUCUUCAGGCAGGGGGAGACUUUGAUCGAGAAGAGUGAACCUCUGGAUGCAGCCAUCAUUGAGGAGGAGCUGGACGAGCUGCAGAGAUACUGCCAAGAGGUCUUCGGACGAGUCGAAAGAUACUACAAGAAACUCACUCGCCUGCCGCUGGCCGAUGAUGAGCUGGAUGGUUCGGACAGGGAGCUGGACAUGGAGGAGGGAGGCGAUCUGUCUGAGCUCCAGUGGGGCGACUCUUCCCUGCCACGCACGUCCAGCCGGCCGGCCUCAAGUGCGGCUGUCCUCGUCCGAACUGAUCGCUCAGGGCGGGACACACCUGCCAGCGUGGACUCCAUCCCUCUAGAGUGGGAUCAUGACUAUGACCUGAGCAGAGACUUGGAGAGCACCAGGGGCCGGGGCCUGGGAGCCGAGAGGAGCCAGGGCCAGGAACAGGAGGAUGAGUAUCUCAGGACGGCUGCCACUGUGUUGUCAGGUGAACCAAGCCAGCUUGAAUCCCAUCUCAGACAGAUGGACCAGGCUCUGGAUUCAGGGCGACUGCACCACCUUCAGCAGAGUGAGGCCACCGUUAACGGCUCCAGCCCUGAACUGGACUCCACUUACAUGGGCUAUAUGCGUCUGAUGGGUGAGUGUCGGAACAGUCUUGAAGCAGCUAAGAAAGCAGAAGGAGAGCUGACCGAAGAGGAGGAGGACAUGCCUGGACUCACCACCACCAUCAGCACAGACUCUCAGAGUGCAGGUGUGAUCGAACGCUGGGAAUUGAUACAGGCUCAGUCUUUGAGCGAGAAGCACAGGCCUAAGCAGAACCUGCAGCAAUGGCAACAGCUGAUCUCAGACCUGCAGACCAUGAGGGCCUGGCUGGGCCAGUCUGAGGCCGAACUCAGCCAGCUCAGAGGCCUGGACAUCAGCACUGACAUACACACCAUCCAGCAGCGGAUCAAGAAGCUCAAGGAGCUGCAAAAGGGUAUGGAUGCCCACAAGUCUGAGGUUCUGUCAAUCAACCUGAGUAGUGCCGAUUUCCUCCAAUCGGAGCCUGACUCUGAGGACGCGUGGGAGCUGAGGGAUGGGCUGAAGGAGAUGAACUCGCGGUGGGACCGGCUGGGCUCCACUUUAGAGGACUGGAGGCAGGAGCUACAGAGGGCGCUGAUGCAGUGUCAGGAGUUCCAUGAGAUGAGCCAUGGGCUGCUGCUGUGGCUUGAGAACAUCGAACGCAGAAGGAACGAGGUGGUGCCCAUCCCUCCAAAACUGGAUCGAGAAACACUACGGGCACACCACAGGACACUCACACAAAUCAAACGAGAGCUGCUGGACUCCCAGCAGAAGGUGUCUUCGCUCCAGGAGGUGUCAGCCCAGCUGCUGGUCCAUACUCAGCCUCAGACUCUGUUACUAAAGCACCUGGCUUCAGGUCCGGCCCCAGCAGAGGAGCGGAUGGAGGGCAGUGAGCGUCUGGAGGCUCAAGAGAAGGUGCAUGUGAUCUGGAACAGACUGAGACUGCUCCUGAAGGAGGUCAGUGCCGACCUAGAUGGCCUAGAGAGAAGGCUUGAGACCACGGACAACACACAACAGGACUCUCUAUCGCCACCUACUGUAGACAAGUCAGACAGCAGGUCAAGUGGUCUCGUGUCAGAGAGCGCCAUCCCUUACCACAGGCAAUCGCCCCGGGGCAAAAGUAGUCAGGCCCACGCAGGACCCCCUGAGAGCGGCCCGCGCCACAGCCGGACCAGAUCACCAGGCGCCGGUGGUUGCGCUUCCUUCCUUUCUGACUCCCCAGAUGGUCUGUCCUCCUCCAAGUCCUCCUCUUCAAAGGGCCAGUCCUUCCUGCUGCGGGUCCUCAAGGCCGCGCUCCCUGUCCAGCUGCUACUCCUACUCCUCAUCGGUCUGGCCUGCAUGGUGCCCAUGACUGAGAAGGACUACAGCUGCCACAAUGCCAACAACUUCGCCCGCUCCUUCCAUCCCAUGCUACGCUACACCAACGGACCUCCGCCCAUAUGAGCCGUCCAGCUACCUACGCUUUGCCAAGGACUCCACUGACUCGUAUGAAUGUCUCCUUUUUCCACAUGUGCCCUGUAGCAAAAUACUCUUUCCCCUUGGGGAGCAAUACCUUUAAAAACUUAUUCAAAGGCUCAGAUCCACCCACCCCCCAACGAAAGAUACCUUCUGUUUUGAAGAGUUUCACUGACUCUGUCAACCCAGUUUCCAUCGCCAGGAUUAAUGGACUUUGGCCUGGAACUUCCCCAACUCCAAAUAAUCGUGUUUUUUAUUAUCCUGACUUAAGUGUGUGUGUAUAUAUAUUUUUUUUUUUUUUUUGGGAAGUUUCCGAAGAAACUUGCAGAAUCAAUGAAAAACAAAGCAUUAUUUAUGUACUCUACGUAGGGAGCCAAAGUCAACUGAGCUGUUUGUCCAUUGAAAUCAGUGCUGCUACUUCAUUAUUUUGUCGUCAAUUGUUUCUUAGAUUGUCGGCGAAGCUACGGCACCGCCGUAAUAUGAAGGAUGUCAUACCUGUAAACUGUAGAAUAGGCAAAAGUUUGAGAACCAAACAAGGUCCUAAAUAUGAAGAGCAUUCAACAAUGACUCAGAAUGUUAUUUAAAGUUACACGUAUUCUCAACAAAAUGACCGAAUAACACAAAACUAAAACAAAAUAUAGUGCUUUUUCAAGCAUGUAAGGCAACUUAAUGCUUUCGUUGACAGACCACUGUGUUAUACCAGAUACUCUACGGUGGGUUUCAGGUUAUGAUUGUCUCCUACCAAACAGCUGUACAGCUUUUGGUACAAUUAACUCUUCGUAUCAUGAUUGAGCUGAACUUUGAACCUGUAGUACUGAUGCAAACCCUGAUGAGGUACUGUACUGAAACCAUCAGUAGAUAGCCAGCAACUUUUUUUUCCCAAAAACAAAAGUAUUUGUGUUUUUCGAAUUUCAGUAUUUAAUCGAUUGGUGCAACUGCAACAAAAUGUAAGCUGGCUUGUUGAGAGAUUCAAGUCAAUUUGUAUAUUGGUAUUUCAAAUGCCUUUGAAUACAGGCGGCUAUUUUUUUACCUUCUGUUUGAGCAUGCACUUAAGAGCACCCGGCUUUUAAGAAAGCCGGACAAUCACUAGCGGUGUUGAAGUAGGUGGACAUGACAUCAGAUAGUGUGCUUUGUAAUAAUAGCGGUAAUAUGAAUGAUUCUGAAGUGAUGGAGACAUCAGAAUUACCGUGCUCUUAAAAUCAAAACUGUAAAAAUAAUGAAAUAUGAAAAUGGUUAUUUAUGUAUGUACAGUUUGUUAAUGCUAACUUCCUGAAAAAUACUCCCUUUGCAUACAAUAAAAUAUCAAAUGUG